Molecule: messenger RNA, 2277 nt
Organism: Lithohypha guttulata
Lineage: Eukaryota; Fungi; Ascomycota; Eurotiomycetes; Chaetothyriales; Trichomeriaceae
Exons: 1
Coding region: 1-2277 (758 amino acids)
Biological process (GO): galactose metabolic process
Molecular function (GO): nucleic acid binding
Source: RefSeq, a predicted model, not a curated record
AUGGCACAACCCCAGCUCGCUUCCAUUCCUUCGAAAAUAUCCUCCUACGCCAAAAUAGCCGCAAUGCCAGCUCCAAAAGUGGCCACAAGCAUUAACACUUCUCGGAAAGAGGUGAAGCAUACGACUUCGAAUCCCUCCGAAGUGCCUGCAGCUUCGGCUCCGAAGAUUGGCGCGGGCGCUGUGCUUGUGGAGGGACGAGGUGAUCAAGAUGGUAUAAAGAAAGCUUCGGUCGACGAGACCGUGACCAAAUCCAUGCAAAAGCUAUCGUUGAACCAUGCGAGUAUAGAGACCGCUCAAAUGGAGAAUAGCGGAGAUAGCGCGGACUCCUACGAGGAGGACCAAUCUCAGUUAUCAGGCUCAUCUGUCAACAAACCACAAAGCUUCGAUACAAAGAGCCUGGCCUCGGUCACCACGUUUGCCAUGGACGACAAGGAGAGCAUUCGUCCUGACGAUUCAGCCAGCGUUAGAGCUGUUGACGACGAGAAUCCUCAUCCUGCCCUGAGUAGGAACUCGAGCUUCCAACACGACACUGAGAUUCACUCUCACAAAUCAUCGAGGACGUUUUCCUCAAAUGUCAUUAUCCCUGGCCGACGAUUUCCCACACUCGCAAACCCUCCUCGCUUUGGCAACCUGCCCAUCAGCCCGGUCCUGGAAACACAAGAUGUACAGAUGCCGAAGCCCAAUAUUCCGAUUCUGACACUCGAUGAUGUGCGUGAGCCGAUACCAACAAUACAUACUCUUCCUGACGACAAAUUGAUGGACGCACUGACGUGUCAAAAAGAUCGAUUGUCCUUGCUUCAGUUAGAGGAGAAGUUGAUCGGUUUCAUUCGAGACGGUACAAACGAUGUUUUAGACCUCCCCCCACAAACCUCUUUCGCCCGUAUGUUGGCACACAAGCUGGCUGACUAUUACGGUCUAGUCCACGCUGUCACGGAAGACAACUUAUCAGUCAGAAUUCUGCGUUCAAACUCGCGCCCACUCCCGCCACCAUUAUCUGAGCUUGCUAAGUCAGUCGCAGUGGCAGGCACAUCUGGCCCGACUGCCGCUGCAAUCAAGAUUAUGCGCAGAGAACAGCUUAGUAGCAGGCACUUCUCGGCUGGGAACAGUACGGCACCAAGCUCGUGUGCACCUUCCAAGACGACGUCUGAGAAUGGCGUCGAAGCUCGCAGUGAUGAUGGUUUAGCAUCACCCACAGAAAGUACGCCUAGUCGCGACAAGUCCAAGCUUACUCGGGAAGAGCGACAGGCACAGUAUAAACUAGCGCGUGACAGAAUCUUUGCCGACUUUCAAGAACCCUUCACCAGUGAUGCUACCUCGAAUGAAGAGCAUUCAGGUAGCAUGUCCAGAUCUUCUUCGUCUAGCGGUAAGAAAAAGACGAAGAAGCACAAGCAGCCUAAGGACGAUAGUUUCGAAGCACGUUCUGCUUUUGUUCCUUCCGGGCCAUUCCAGGCUCAGUAUGCCCAAGCAUAUGCCGACCCUGCAACGACCCCUAAUUACAACAUGACACCAAUGAAUUAUGACCAAACUAUCUAUGGAGCAACUCCUACACAGACGUUCCCUGGAUUCGAACCAAGCAUAGCGUAUGGCAAUAUGCAAGGCUACCAAUCUACCAUGGUCCCCCAGCAAAUUAGUCCUAGUGACUGGCAGGCUAUGCAAGCUAUGCAAAUGCAAAACCCGUACUUCAUAUAUCCUCAGGCUAUGCAGUAUCCACAAAACCAGAACAUGAUGAUGAUGGGAGCACUGCCUAUACAAGGUCAGUUUCCGGAGUGGUACCCCAGCCAGAAUCAAAAUUUCAUGGCUCCUAGCCCGAUGAGUCCGACUUCACCUUAUCCUCCACCUUAUGGAGUGAUAACACCGAACUCUAUACAAAACGAGCAGUAUGGAUCGAAUACUCAUCGUGCCCUCCCUAAUACUUCAACUGGUCAAGAAUAUCACAGCCACAAGAGAUCGCUGUUUAAUCCUCAAACCAGAUCUUUCGUGCCAAACAAUAGAGAAGGGCGUUCUGCUGCCCGGUCUGGAAGGACUAAAAACAAUUCUAGGCACAGCCUGAACUCGGUAAUGCAUCACCAAAACUCUAAUAGCAAUGUCACAUCCUUGAACAGAGAAGACUCUUUGAAGCAGAAAUACGGUACUCCUGCCAGUCUGCCCAAGAAACCACCGCCUCAGGAGAGCAAACAGGCACCAGAAAUUUCCAACAAUGCAAUACUACAGCAGGCACAUGGUCAAUCCUCGAUCAUUGCUCCGGCCUCUCUUGAUGGCGUUGGCCAAUGUGCAUGA